Molecule: messenger RNA, 3043 nt
Organism: Lactuca saligna
Lineage: Eukaryota; Viridiplantae; Streptophyta; Magnoliopsida; Asterales; Asteraceae
Source: the annotation of a GenBank genome assembly
AUCCAACUGCCCGUCUUCUUAAUUCUUACAACUAUUGAAUGAUGAUGUCAAUUUACACUUGGACGGUGACGAGAUUGACGGUGAUGGCUUUUAACCGUUAUAUAGUGGUCUACUUUUCCGUUAAUGGCGCACGUUAGACGAAGGCAUAUAUACCCAAAAACACCUUGCACGAGAAAAAAGAGACCAAAUUUAUUUUGUAGUAAUUCGAAAGCUUCUUUUCUCAGUUUUGAUGGCUGGGUGAAGCCAACGAUAUCUCCGUAUUUCUUGCCAAAAGAUUCACAAUUCUAUAUUUCGCUUAGCUGUUUUAUGUUUUCUUCAUUCCAUUCCAUCCAUGUGUUGAGUUCUCUUCGUUACAAUUCACCUGUCGGAGAAGGUGAAGGUGCUUUAAAUCUGAAAGUCCCAAUUUUUUUUCUUAGCUCCGAUUCAGCUGAUCUGAACCCUUCAUGUCCGUCGGCGCCGGUGAUGUCUGAAGCUAUAAAGUCGAUUGCUGUUUCUAACUGCACUGGAUCAGUAAAGAAAAAGCAUUCGCAUUGGCCCUUGGUGAAACAGCUGCUUAUUCCAUUUAUCAUCAUCAUAUGCACUGCCAACGCUGAUUUCACUGACAACCAAACCCAAACGGGGGCACAAAUUUUAUCUCCACCCACUAAUGAAAUCCCUGAUCUACCCCUGCCAGUCAGUCUUCCAUUGUUCCAGAAACAACAUCAACACAGGAGACGUCUUUCCCCCCUUGGUGCACCAAAGCUCGUGCUAUCACCAGCUCAGCCACCUAACUAUGGAGCAUUCAUAGCUUCGACUCAGCCUCCUUCAACUUCAAUCUCAAAACCUUCAAUCAGGAAAAGCGAAACACUGCCUCCUGCCACCAUGCUUACACCUCCACGCUUAGCAGAUAUUGCUCCUGCUCAGUCUCAAUCUGGUGCUGGUACAUUACCUACUGGCUUAGCCCAGCCACCAUUGUCUCCUCAUUCCUCCAACUGUUGUGGACCUGAAACUGUACUGAAACGGGACAUGGAGGGAUGCCACUGUGUGUAUCCGAUAAAACUUGACAUUCUCCUGUUGAAUGUGUCAUCUAACCCGAAUUGGAAUCUAUUUCUUCAGCAGUUUGCUACUCAACUUGGGCUCAGGGUGUCUCAGAUUGAGCUAAUCAACUUUUAUUUGCUGAGCUUAUCAAGACUUAACAUUUCAAUGGACAUAACUCCACAUACUGGAAUCAGUUUUAAUUCCACAGAAGCUUCUGAAAUAAACUCUUCACUUUCUACACACAAGGUUCAUCUAGACCCCAGGCUCGUGGGUGGUUACCAGCUUCUCAACUUAACCUAUUUCAAGCCUCUUGCUCCUGCUCCAGCACCUCACAUAGCUACAUCACCCACAAAGUCGCCUCCUUCAUUGCCUUCAACUCCAACAUCAGCCAAUAAUUCUUCUUCUGGUCGUGGAAAGCACCUGAGCUUGAUGCUUCUUGUUGGCAUUGCUGCUGGAAUCCUUUCUGUUGCUGUAAUUUCUGUGCUUAUACUUUGUUCAUGUGCUUCACGUAGACGAAAACCAGAAGCAUCACCAAAAGAAACUGCAGCAGCAGCAGCAGCUAAGCCAAGGGAAGGAGGAUCUUUUCCGCAUCCUACGAGUACAAGAUUUCUUGCAUAUGAAGAACUAAAAGAAGCGACUAAUAACUUUGAAGAUUCAAGUAUACUUGGUGAGGGUGGUUUUGGAAGAGUUUUUAAAGGUGUGUUAAGUGAUGGCACACAGGUGGCAAUAAAGAGGCUUUCUAGUGGAGGGCAACAAGGGGAUAAGGAAUUUUUGGUAGAAGUUGAGAUGCUCAGUAGGUUGCAUCAUCGCAACCUUGUGAAGCUUGUUGGUUACCACAGCAACCGUGAUUCUUCUGAAAAUCUUCUUUGCUAUGAGCUUGUUCCAAAUGGAAGCUUGGAGGCUUGGCUCCAUGGCCCACUAGGGUUGAACUGUCCCUUGGAUUGGGAUACGAGGAUGAAGAUUGCCCUUGAUGCUGCAAGGGGACUGGCAUAUCUUCAUGAGGAUUCACAGCCUUGUGUGAUCCACAGAGAUUUCAAGGCUUCUAAUAUCUUACUGGAGAACAACUUCCAUGCUAAAGUUGCAGACUUUGGGCUAGCUAAACAGGCCCCAGAGGGCAGAGCAACCUAUUUGUCUACUCGUGUUAUGGGCACAUUUGGGUAUGUGGCUCCUGAAUAUGCCAUGACUGGACAUCUGCUGGUGAAGAGCGACGUGUACAGCUAUGGGGUGGUCCUGCUUGAGUUGUUAACGGGAAGGAAGCCUGUGGAGAUGAGCCAACCAUCCGGACAGGAGAACCUGGUCUCUUGGGCUCGGCCAAUUCUAAGAGAUAAGGAGCGAUUGGAAGAAGUUGCAGAUCCGAAGCUUGGGGGAAAGUACCCGAUUGAAGAUCUGGCUAGGGUUUGUACGAUCGCAGCAGCUUGUGUGGCCCCAGAAGCAAACCAACGCCCCACCAUGGGGGAAGUUGUACAGUCGCUGAAAAUGGUGCAGCGUGUCACGGAGUAUCAGGACGUGGGACCCGCGGCCACUGCCACUCAGAAGCAAUCAUCCACUACAUUUGAAUCAGACGGGACGUCUUCUAUAUUCUCCUCCGGUCCUUACUCUGGUCUAAGUGCCUUUGAUCAUGAUAACAUAUCCAGAACAGCCCUCUUUUCGGAAGACCUUCAUGAAGGAAGAUGAAGAUGAUUUUGGUCAAUUUGGGUUUGGGUUUGGGACCGGGACCCGGCUUGGGGGAAAAUGCUUAAUUGCUUGCUGAAGCUUUCUGCUUUCCUAUCCAUUCCUCGUGAGAAAGAUUUGACCUCGACCUGUGUUUCUGUAUAAUGGAAACAGGGAAUGGGCUCACAGACGGGUAUUAGUGUAUUGGUUUCACUGUACAGUAGUAACACUAUGUUUUUACAUACGUAAUUGUAAUUGUAAUUGUUAGGAGAGUUUUUUUUUUUUGCUAAGAAUUAUUUACUCCGUCUCUUCUUCUGUAUUUUAACAAUCAUGAGUGAGUUGUCAAUGAUCAUGAGAAAAACCAAAAUUCAUGUUA